UUCGGGUUGCACCCUCACAAAGUCUUGUAGCGUUUGAACGCACCCCUCGCCCGGACUCUGAUACUGUCCUCUCUCAAAGUGGAUGCUCGUGACACACUGACUAGUCUCCGGGCAAGCAUUGUGUGUGCCCUGGAAGACUACACUUUUCCCAAGAUGAAGCGCAGAGUAGUUUUGUCAUAAGCCACACUCUUUCUCGGCGGGUCUGGAGUGCCAGGCGCGUACUCUCCCAUUUUGAUGUUUCCACCAUGUUCCAUUUAAGGAAAGAAACUUUCGAAUAGAAAUUGAGAGCUACACCACAUUGCUCAACGGGGCUAAACAGCUGCUGGAAAAGUCCUUUAUAGUCCCCAGCUCUGGUCCCCGCCAGGAUCUCAAGUGACUUUUAGCACCGUGAAGCCCCUGCCCCAAUCCUCCCUGGCCUCCAGUUUUUGGUCGGGCAGCGGCUGCAAAGAGGACCCAUCAGAACUAAAGCCCAGUGGGCAGGCAGCUUCAGACACUGUCUCGCUUCCAAACGUCCCAUCAUUGUCCUUGUAACCCGAACCCUCCUAGCUCUCCCCCUACUUCUUGGUGGAGGAAGUGAAAUCCUCAAGUACAGUUGAUAGAAGUCCAGAUCCCGAGGAAAUCUCCAGCUAAAUGCUCAAAAUAUAAACCACUGAGCUAAUAUUUGCGAAGAGGAGCAGAAUGGAUGGAUUUUAUGACCAGCAAGUGCCUUACGUGGUCACCAACAGUCAGCGUGGGAGAAACUGUACCGAGAAACCAACAAAUGUCAGGAAAAGAAAAUUCAUUAACAGAGAUCUGGCUCAUGAUUCAGAAGAACUCUUUCAAGAUCUGAGUCAGUUACAAGAAACAUGGCUUGCUGAAGCUCAGGUACCUGACAAUGAUGAGCAGUUUGUGCCAGACUAUCAGGCUGAAAGUUUGGCUUUUCAUGGCCUACCACUGAAAAUCAAGAAAGAACCCCACAGCCCAUGUUCAGAACUCGGGUCUGCUUGCAGUCAAGAGCAGCCCUUUAAAUUCAGCUAUGGAGAAAAGUGCCUGUACAAUGUCAGUGCCUAUGAUCAGAAGCCACAAGUGGGAAUGAGGCCCUCCAAUCCCCCGACACCAUCCAGCACACCAGUGUCCCCACUACACCAUGCAUCUCCAAACACAGCUCAUACUCCAAAACCUGACCGGGCCUUCCCAGCUCACCUCCCUCCUUCUCAGUCCAUACCAGACAGCCCCUACCCCAUGGACCACAGAUUUCGCCGCCAGCUUUCUGAACCCUGUAAUUCUUUUCCUCCUUUGCCGACAAUGCCAAGGGAAGGGCGUCCUAUGUACCAACGCCAGAUGUCUGAGCCAAACAUCCCCUUCCCACCACAAGGCUUUAAGCAGGAGUACCACGACCCAGUCUAUGAACAUACCACCAUGGUUGGCGGUGCAGCCAGCCAAAGCUUCCCCCCUCCUUUGAUGAUCAAACAGGAACCCAGAGAUUUUGCAUAUGAUUCAGAAGUGCCUAGCUGCCACUCCAUUUAUAUGAGGCAAGAAGGCUUCCUGGCUCAUCCAAGCAGAACGGAAGGCUGCAUGUUUGAGAAGGGUCCCAGGCAGUUCUAUGAUGACACCUGUGUCGUCCCGGAGAAGUUCGAUGGGGACAUUAAGCAAGAACCAGGAAUGUACCGGGAAGGACCCACGUACCAGAGGCGAGGAUCCCUUCAGCUCUGGCAGUUUUUGGUAGCUCUUCUGGAUGACCCUUCAAAUUCUCAUUUCAUUGCCUGGACUGGACGAGGCAUGGAAUUUAAACUUAUUGAGCCUGAAGAGGUGGCCCGGCGUUGGGGCAUUCAAAAGAACAGGCCGGCUAUGAACUAUGACAAACUUAGUCGUUCUCUCCGCUAUUAUUAUGAGAAGGGAAUCAUGCAAAAGGUGGCUGGAGAAAGAUAUGUCUACAAAUUUGUGUGUGACCCGGAAGCCCUUUUCUCCAUGGCCUUUCCGGAUAAUCAGCGCCCACUGCUGAAGACAGACAUGGAACGUCACAUCAACGAAGAGGACACGGUACCUCUGUCUCACUUUGAUGAGAGCAUGACCUACAUGCCAGAGGGGGGCUGCUGCAACCCCCACCCCUACAACGAAGGAUAUGUGUACUAACAUGAGUAACAGUCAAGCAAGGCACUCCGUGCUUCGCCUCUUUUUUUCAAGAUACAGAGAUUCACCGAAUGCUCUUCAAUGUUUAUUUUAUUUCUGUUGUUUGUAUUUUAUUUUUUAAACGAUAAUACAAAAGGGGGCUUUUCCUGUUGCAUUAUUCUAUGGUCUGCCAUGGACUGCGCACUUUAUUUGAGGGUGGGUGGGAGUAAUCUAGACAUUCAUUCUUUGUAACAGGAAGAUGGCGGGUGAACGGGCAGAGGGAGCUGGGGGAUUCCUUUGUACUUAGGCUCGGGAUGGGGUCCUACAGGUUUUCUGUAUGAUGAAGCUAUAUCAUGUUUGUUCGAUUUCAUAAUAACAUAAGAUAAUUUUCCCUGGGUAUCUAAGGUACAGUUGAUUUCACGUUGUGUAAAUAUCUUCUUGGAGACCUUUUGCCUUGGGCAUUUCCCCGUCAUUAUUGAGUCUCUGCAGGUGUACAAAAAUCUACUGUAAAUGGCAGUUAAAUGUUAGAAAUGACUGUUUUGCACCACUUGUAAAAAAAAAAAGAAUAUUUAGCAAUUGCAUUUGUUGUUCUUUCUGUUUCAUAAUGCUUUACAGAUGACUUGUAGAGGAAAACCCUAAAUGUGGGCAAUUCUCUCUGAAGGUGAGUAAUCACCAUGACUGUAAAUGAGGGCCACAGUUUUGGACUCUGGCUUCAACUGAGUCAUAGGCCAGUAGCAUUACAUGUAUCUGGUGCCAUCUUGCUGUUUUGGUACUAUAAAUACUGUCUUUUAAAUAUGUUGAUGCCCAUUUCACUUAAAUAAUGACAUGCCAUGAUCCUUCGGAAUCUUCAUUUAAGUGUUAAAGCUGGGAUCACAAUGAAGCAAAAAAAAGAAAAAAAGAAAAAAAGAAAAAAAGAAAAAAAUUAACCUGUCUCCUUUCACUAUCUUCAGUACAUAAAUACAUUAUUUAAUCAAUAAGAAUUAACUGUACUAAAUCACAUAUUAUGCUGUUCUAGUUACAGCAAGCACUCUUUAAGAAAAAUAUCCACUACACUAAAUAGGUACUAUAGUAAUUUUUAGACAUGGUACCCAUUGAUAUGCAUUUAAAUGUUUCACUGCUGUGUUCUGUUGAUAACAUAUAUAAAUAUUAGAUAAUGCUAAUGCUUCUGCUGCUGUCUUUUCUGUAAUAUUCUCUUUCAUGCUGAAUUUACUAUGACCAUUUAUAAGCAAUGCAGUUAACUACAGAUAGCAUUUCAGGACAAAAUAGAUGACUCAAACCAUUUAUUGCUUAAAAAAAAUAGCUUACCACCAUGCUAUGCUACAAGCAGCUUUUAUGCACAUUGACAAAUGAAGAGUGAGCCUCAGCUUGCUAAAGGAAACUGUGGAAACUUUUGUAACUUUUGGUGAAAUGGAACAUUGUUUAUGAACUGUUAAAGAAUAUGAGGAAGUUGCUGUGUGACAUAGUGCUGGCACUGAUGUUGUCCUUUGUCUCCUUUGGACACGCCUGUAAAUGUGAUUGGAUUGUACGAAAGAAGAUUCAAAGAUCUGAAAAUUCAAAGUUUCUGCCUUGUUUUCAUUUUGUUUGUUGUUCGUUUGUUUUAUUGCACAUUCAAAAACAACAGCAUUGAACGUGUGCCAUGUUGUUUCAUUCACUCUGAAAACCAUAAGGAAAUGGUGUCUAACUACCCCUGAGUAGCUGCUUACCAGAUCCAAGCAAAGACAAUGAAUUGUGUUCACUUUGUUACUACUCUGGAAGAACAGCUUCCUAACAACGCUAUAGGAAAACACUAUUUCUUAGAAAACCCUUGAAGACCAAAUAAACCUAGGGAAACCUUUCACCAGCCCAAGAAAGAACUUACGAAGAAGACAAGCCCUCAGUAUUCUUUUCCCCAUGCUCUGCAGAUCACAGUCAUUUCUCUGAAACAUAACCAUUCCUUCACUCUCCUCCCGCACAAAUGGGCACUAACCACAUCCUCGAGAAGUAUUCUGAUUCCUGCAGAUGACUAUAAAUUACUUCCUUGACUGUGCUGCAUGUGUUUCCCUUGGCCCUUCAUGGGCUGAUAAGUAUGCCUUAAAAAUCAGGACAGCCACCAUUACCAUGUGGCUAUUUACAGCACUUGGACUUUCUAAGUAACCAGUGAAGUAUUUAUUGGAUAGACACUCAAGAUAUAUGAUUGAGCUUUUGGUAAAAUAGAAAAAUUCUAAAUGUGUCUUGAAAUGUAAAUCAUACUGAGGAAUCUUCUCUUUGUCUAUACUUGUUCCCCUUCCCUUUUAAAAUUCUUGUUCUAGUUGGAGAGGAAGAUUUGGACUCUGAGUUGUUCUAAAGGAUCAAAAGAGGAAUGGUAUUAAUUUUGUUGUAUAAGGAAAACUGUAUGUUUUAUUGCAAUAGGUAGUGUUUAAAUGGACUAUGCAAGUCAUCAGCUAGCAUUAAAAAUUCCUAACUUGAAAAAUUUCAAAAUAUAACAUCAUAAACUUCAUAAAAAAAACAAAUUUUAUGUUGAUUUCUUUUCUUUUUUAUUUCUUUCUUUUUAUUUUUUUUCAUUGACUUAAAAACAUCUAGGUGCUGAUGUUUGCAAGAGUCUUGCCUUCUGUAUUUCAGCAGCAUUGGCUACCAAGCAUAGACAUUAGUGAAGUAAUCUUUUUCUUCAACUUGAUAAAAGAAAUGAAAAGCUAUAAUCCACUAGUGUUUGAUGUUUCUAGUUGAAGAUGUGCAUAUACGCAACAACUUCUUUAAACAAGGAAUGUUACCUUCCAAAUAUGUCAUGAGAAAUUAUAUUCUUAGAGGGUCCUUCAAAAUCAAAAUCCACAAGACAGUGCGUAGUAUUUCUUCAGACUGCAGAAGCCUUGCUUCCUGGAGAUGCUGUUACAAACUGCUCAAACAUGGGUAACAGUACAAAUUUACAGUCUUGCAAUCCUGGAGGUCAGAGUUUCAAAGUCAGCCUGAAAGGGCUAAGGCCAACAUGCUAGGAACACCACCUCCGUUUGAAGGCUCCAGUGAGGCCUCGUUUUUUCCAUUUUCUGAGGAUGAUCGUACUUCCUCACUCCUAGUAACAGCAUUUCAACUUUGCCUCCCCAUUUAUGUCCCUUUCUCUCUGCAGUCACAGAUCUUUCUAGCUUCCUGAAAGAACACUUGUGAUUAUAUUCAGGGUUUACUUAGAAAAACCCAGGUGGAUCUUGCCCUCUCAGCCUCCUCAUUCAUCUACCAUUUGUCCCUUUUAACAGAUAAACAAUUCGUAGGUUCUUGGGAUUAUGAUGUAGGGGAAGAUCUGAGAAAGGCUAUUUAUUCAGCUUUAUUCAGUUUCCCACACAGCCAAAGGCCCCAGAGAGCAAAAUGCUAAUUGAAUUAUUCAUGGAAAAAAGUUCUAAGAUUAAUACAUACUAAGGAGUAUUGCCAUUUACCAUUCAGAUUUCUCCCCUUAUUUUGCAGAAAUACUUUAAAAAAAACUCCAUAUGAAAAUUCUCCUAUUUUAGUAAAUCAUCUGGAUGAUCACAUCAAGUCUUUAUAUGAUUUAACUAUUCCUCCUCUCCUAGUUAAACAUGUUAUGGUAGGAAAAAUAAUUAACCUGUGAUAACAGCAAUAGCACUGUUAAAUCUGAUGCUCAUGCCAUAUUAUGUUUUCAAAAAGAAUUUCUUUAACAUCAAUGAGUUCAUUCUCUAUGAUUGUCAGAUCUGCAAAUGAUAACUGCUUAUUCAGUAAGAAUAAUAAACAGAAUAUGCUCUUGUUAAUUAAAGAAACAAUUCUAAAAACUGACUUGAUUUCUUUUUAUAUUGCAGUGAAAAAUAUUUCUUGACUGAUAUCACAGUUUUUGCACCAGAUUAUAGAGUUCUAAAUUGAAUCAUGUUUUCAACCAUGCAGCCUUUCCAGAUUAUAUAAUGAUGAAACAUAUUGGGAAAAAAAAAAGAGUUGAGUGCCUAGUUGAGUCCUUAUUUAAAAACAAAAGAAUUCUGAAACAAACAAGCUAUAGUCCAGGCACAGUUUGUCAUGGAGAAGAGACAUUAAAAGUAGGCAAAGAAUGAAAAGAAUCAAUUUAAAUGAGGCAGGUUUGUAUGUUGGACAAUUGCAGCAAGAAUUUUGUAGAAGCCAAAUUCCAUAAAGGUGUUUAUGUUGCAUUUAAUACUAAAGAGAUAGAUAGGUGGCAUCGAGGAGGACGGAGAGAGAGUGGCUGCUUUUGAGUUCUUUAGAAAGCUGACCAAAUUUAGUGAGAACUCAACUACUGUUUUUAGGACUUUUUAAUUUUAUUUUAUUUUCUUAAGUGAAACUGACUUAGACACUUUAAAAAAAUAAUGGAAAAGUCUAGUUUAAGAAGAAAAAUCUGGUUAGAUUAGUGGGUGCCUUUGUAGAAAUACUGAUGGUUUUGGAAUGGUCAAUGAAAAUGUAUAUAUAAUAGCUGUGGUUUAAGAAUCCAUAUAUAAGGUAGGUUUUCUUUCUGCAUAUGGACUCCGAUAUUCUUUCCAUUUGAAAAUUAUGUUACUAUGGGGAAGUUUUUUUCUUUUUAAAGUUUGCUUGGUUGUAUUAAAAUUAUAAUUACAGUUUGAGAAAACAUCAUGAAAUUCAUGUGGUGAUAGCAAAUUGCAAAUUAAAUAUGCUCAAAAUUUAAGUCUAAAAUAAAAGCCCAGAAAUUGAAAA
Mastomys coucha (southern multimammate mouse) is the source of this 6714-nucleotide messenger RNA. RefSeq names its product ETS variant transcription factor 1 (gene Etv1). Gene Ontology annotation, cellular component: nucleus. Gene Ontology annotation, biological process: cell differentiation; regulation of transcription by RNA polymerase II. The transcript is spliced from 13 exons. Gene Ontology annotation, molecular function: sequence-specific DNA binding; DNA-binding transcription factor activity, RNA polymerase II-specific. The coding region runs from base 679 to 2112 and encodes 477 amino acids. The record is from RefSeq and is a predicted model, not a curated record. Lineage: Eukaryota; Metazoa; Chordata; Mammalia; Rodentia; Muridae.